Lasiosphaeria miniovina is the source of this 684-nucleotide messenger RNA. RefSeq lists its product as uncharacterized. Bases 1 to 684 code for a protein of 227 amino acids. Lineage: Eukaryota; Fungi; Ascomycota; Sordariomycetes; Sordariales; Lasiosphaeriaceae. The transcript has 3 exons. The record is from RefSeq and is a predicted model, not a curated record.
AUGAGUGUCGACGAGUUCUCGAUGCGGCGCCUCCGUGGCUCAACGCGCAACCCCAACCCGGCUGACCGUAAUAUCUCGUGGGCUCUAGAAAGACUGAACGUGCGACUCAAGGGUUGUUUCGCUAAUAUCCUGCCAGGAUCCAGUGAGCGGCACUCGGCAAAUAACCUCGGCGAGAGAUUGAGCAUUCCUGGUGCCGGCGGCCCUGUGAGACAGCCGGUAACAGGACAAGAGCGAAAGUUCGAGGCCUUUGACGACGGCCGACAUCCUCCCAAAACCAAGCUCCGCACGUGUGACCUGGUGCGGCCGAACCUCCGCGACUUCUUUGUGUCGAUAUUGGGCCCGUCCGGCGAACCAUGGGGCGAAGAUGCCACGAUAAGAGGGCUCGUCGGCUGGGCGAGAGAAAGAGGUCUGGAUAAUGUGCCUCCAGAGGAUAUUAAUAAUGACAAUAUGUUCGAUGAGGUGUUGUUGGAGGCGAGAGAAAAGCUAUGGCUCGGCCUGUGGGCGCACUUACGAACUACGAGUUGGUUGCUUCCGCACAUCCAGAUAGGUUUAAACACGGUCCCCAUGAGCGUCUACACCCAUUUGGAAUCGGAUCGGCAGGUGAACUAUGCUCCUUUCUUGUCGGCGCCUGUCAGGAGCGUUAUCCGCUCCAUUAUACGAGCUCGCGUCCAGCCCGGCCGAUAA